Messenger RNA from Setaria italica (foxtail millet), 411 nucleotides. RefSeq lists its product as uncharacterized. The transcript has a single exon. The record is from RefSeq and is a predicted model, not a curated record. NCBI's taxonomy places the organism in Eukaryota, Viridiplantae, Streptophyta, Magnoliopsida, Poales, Poaceae. The coding region runs from base 1 to 411 and encodes 136 amino acids.
AUGGACGGGGACGGAGGUGCCGGACUGGGCGGCGCGGCGAGGGAGACGCCCGCCGGCCUGGGCGACGCGCCGAGGGAGCCCCCCGCUGGCCUGGGCGCUGCGGAGAUGGAAGGGGCAACCCCCGCCGACCUGGGCGGCGCCUCGCGGGCGGACCCUGCCGGCCUGGCCACCGUGCCGCGGGCGGACCCCGCCGGCCUGGGCAGGACGUCGCGGGCGGCCCCCGCCGGGCUGGGCGGCGCCUCGCGAGCGGCCCCCGCCGGUCUGGCCACCGCGCCGAAGGCGGCCGCCGCCGGUCUGGCCGGCGCGCCGAGGUUUGGCCGGCGCGCAUCAAAGAGAAAUGCUCCUGACACGGUAAUGGAGUGUUCUCAAUUAGAUGUAUAUAAAUUUAUCAGUGGCUUUGAGAUUGUCUAG